AUGGAGGUCUUCAAGAUGAAAUCUUUAUGUCUUUUGGUCUACAUCUUUAGCCUCAUUCCCUUUGGCACAAGCAUCAUAAACCCUGAUAUUGAUAAAGGGCUGACCACACUCACAAAGUCUGAAAAGUAUGAAGAAAAUAUAUCACAGAAAGAUUUGGAAACCAUCAUCAAAUCCAACAGUCCUGUUAGCUCAGAAUCAGAAAAAGAGAAUACAAAGUCUUUGGAGAAGCCGUUGGAGGAAGCUGUCUGUGAUAUCAAGAAAGGAGAUUCAAUUUCAGGUGGACACAUCAUAUCAGCUUAUGCACCAGAGUUUAAACCAGUUAGGAAGUCAUCCUUCAGCUAUAUAUCCCCAGGCCCAGGAAAAUUGUCUGGUUUUAAUCAUCAAAGUGAUAGCCAGAACCUACAAUCAUCCUGGGUGCUUCCAGGAUGUCAUGGGAUACCUCAGAUUAUUGCAGUGGAGUGCCCUAGCACUUCAAUUCCCAGCAAUGCACAACUUGUGGAAAUGAACCCUCUAAUUCUGAAUCAAGUUCUUGAACAACAUAAUGCCAAAACCUUGGGAAUGCAAACAAAUAGUAUAGCUAAGAAUAAUGAUGAACCCAAUGAACUGGACAUGCACCAUGACAAAAAUAUGAGGUCAAGUGAAUUAAAAGACAGCACUACUGAGAAUAAACAGAUCAAUAAAUCCACUUUUGGAAGCUCCCCCAAGAUAGGGAACAAAGACAACAAAACACCAAUGCAUCACAGCGGGGAUGUAGGAUCCAGUGGUUCAGACUACAUACAUUCUGGAGGAAAAAAUCUGGACAAUCCAACAUUUGAAUCCAGCAUAUUGGAAGAUUAUGAUGAGUCUUCUUUCCCACCUUUGCCUAUAAAUCCUGGGCUACCAACUCAGGCACAAAAGGAUGAAUCAACAGCAAUAAAUGAAGGAGCAAAAAGCACAGAUAUCUCUGGACAGACUGACCACAAAGAUACAAGUAAAAAAGAUGCUGAAUCAGUGAAAAGAAGUGGGAAAAACUCAAAGACUGAUGCUGAUACUUCAGAAGAGCAAAAAUCAUGGAAGAAAGUAUUGCAACAGGCAACCCUUCAGCAGCCUCAGAAUCACAAGGGUAAAAACGUUCAAAAAAUGAAGGGGUCUGACUCAGGUUUUUCAAGUAAAUCAAUUUGGCCAAUGAGUGUGGUGAAUUCAAACAAAAAUGCAAAGGGUUUGGAUGGUGGUCUACAAAUGCCAAUGAAGUACUCUCAUGCAGGGAACCCUUUGAGCCAAGAAUGGCCAAGUAAAGAUCAUGUCAGUCACCUCUUUUAUGACAAGACCAAUGUUGUGAAAGAAAAGGAAAAGGACACACUUUAUCUUGAUUUCAAAAACUUUGGAAGGUCAGCAAGAUCAUCUUUGGAUGCAGGUGCGCAGAGUAAGAAUUCCAAGAUUCCCUCAGAAAAAAAGCUACCAGAUUUGGGAAAUAUUGGAAUUUCUAGACCAAAAGAUGUGAAUCAGCAAGCUGAAACAGAUCAGACCAUAGGUUCAGAUUUUCAAGAGAAAACCAACAAAGGAAAGCUGUUAUCUUCAGGGAAUGAAUGGAUCACUCCUAAAAAGACCAUCAAGCACACUAAGGUAUCAAAUGUAGAAUUUUCUCCAAGUUCCAUUGAGGUUGGAGGGCCUGGUAUUCAUCCCAAAUUUUCAGAGACCCCUCAGACACCCAUUGAGAUGAUCCAAGGACUAAAAACUGUUGCAAGACAUUCAAAAAACAAGAAGAAAUCAAAAGGAAAAGGCAAACCAAAAGGAAAAGCUGUUCCUGUUGAUGAUGAUGACUGGGAUAUUGAGACAUUAGACUCAAGAUCAGGAAAUCCUGCUGAAGAAAAAGACACAGAACAUGAGAGUUUUAUUAAAUAUGUUCAAGAUGAGCUUCAAAAUUAUUUUGUUCCAAUCAAUGAUUUGGAAGAUGCAAAACCUUCUUGGGGUACAAUAGAUCAACCUACCAUAAGAAUUAUAUUAGAAGACUUUCUCAGCAUAAAUAAUCAUACACCUCUCCUGAAACUUGAAUUGAAAUCCCAGAGCUUUGAUAUACUCUAUGAUUGUGAGAAGAGGGUUCCCAGUCUAUAUAACAAAGAUUACUGGACCUUUGAAAUUUAUGGUAUAUUGAAACACUUGGAUGGUGUCAGUGAUGAGGAAUUGAUGAGGCGCAGAGGUGCAUUCUUUGUGCAAUAUUUCAAGAGAAGGGAAAGCAAAAUUUUGGAUGAACAGGAGCACUCCUUAAGUGUGAAAUUAAGGAACUUGGCCAAUCUUUUGAAAUGCAGAAACCCAUUUGAAGUCUUUGUUAACGAAACUGAGGACGAGAUCGACACUUUAUUGGAGGUUGUAGAUUCUAUGGAUCAUUCUGAAUAUGAGAGACUGAAAGAGCUCUGCCUUGACGUUUCUUUCUACCAGCGUUUCUUCAUGGUCGACAUACGACAAGUCGAGUUGAGGAAUUCAUGUUCUGAGGGGUUCUUUGGAGAGGAAUUUCUACAAAAUGUGUUGAAGCAAGGCCUCAAAAUCGACUCUAUUCGACUGCUUGAGGUUUCUUUGGAACUAUCAACACCAAUCGUGUCUUGGAAAGAGCUUAGUGCAGAUGCUAUACAAACAAAAUACACACAGGUACUAAGUGCCUUGGCAGAUGCACCUUGCGCAAGACCAGAAAUCACCAAAUCAUAUUGUUUAUCUGAGGCUGAUUUAUAUUCUCGAAACCGUCAUUGGGUAGGGUCUCAAACUCAGAACCUUUUAAUAAGCGAUUCUCACCUUUGGGACCAUGUAAUCAAACGCAUCAAGUUAUUACUCUCAGCUCUGAAAGGUAAAGAAGCUCGAACUUUACGUGAAAUUGCAGGUGAAGAACAUACAGUUGAUAGCGCACAUAAAAAUGAACUCAUAUUUUAUGACGAAGCAUUUGCCGCAUUUUUCAUAGGCUUGUCAUUAUCUGAUGUGGCAUGGAUCAAGUAUUAUCAGCGGACCUUAAAAAGUUCUCCCUCUUUUAAAGGACGUAACCACAAGAAUGGUGUUUAUUGGCCAAAGACAGCUGCGAAGGCUGUUGUCGAGUUUGAAGCCUUCAAAUGUUACUAUCAGCUUCUAGGAAAGAUGUUACUGUUGGAGAAAUGA
Molecule: messenger RNA, 3117 nt
Organism: Melampsora larici-populina 98AG31
Lineage: Eukaryota; Fungi; Basidiomycota; Pucciniomycetes; Pucciniales; Melampsoraceae
Exons: 8
Coding region: 1-3117 (1038 amino acids)
Source: RefSeq, a predicted model, not a curated record